GCUUGUGUCAAUUUGCCGCGGAGCUCAGAGUGUUUAGGAGGCUGUGAGGUUGGACGAGUUCCUGGAGCGCAGCACCAUGUCCUUCUGCUCGUUCUUCGGCGGAGAAGUCUAUAAGGAUCACUUCAAGUCCGGUAUAUACGUGUGCUCACAAUGCGGCUACGAGCUGUUUUCCAGUCGGAGCAAGUACCAGCACUCCUCCCCGUGGCCGGCUUUCACAGAGACCGUCCAUAAAGACAGCAUCUCCAAAUAUUUGGAGCGACCGAACGCCUACAAGGUGUCUUGUGGGAAGUGCGGUAAUGGACUGGGCCAUGAGUUUAUAAACGAUGGACCUAAGAAGGGUCAGUCCCGCUUCUGAAUAUUCAGCAGCUCGCUGACAUUCGUCCCCAAAGACAAAGUCGAUGGGGACGUACAGCGAGAAUAAAGCCUGUGCCUACUUAGCAAGCCACCGGGAGGCGCUGUGCCUUUCCUAACUGUCCUGUACCGAAUGAUUCACUGCAGAUAAACCCUUACUGGACGUCUGAGGUGAUGAAGACUAUGUGCUGGGGUUAGGCCUUGGUGCUGUGGGUUCCCAUGAUGCACGUUUGAUGCCGUGGCAGCAGCUUCACCACACAACCUUAAUUGUACCUUUUUGUCCUUAAAGGAUAAGUAAACCUUUAAAAUAAGUAAAUGUAAAAUUGAUGAGGGGGCUAUUCUAAGCACUUUAGCAAUGUACAUUUAUACCUUCAUAUUAAGGGAUACAGGUACUGUUGAAGGACCAGUAACAUCGAGAAGAAAAAAGUCGCAAAGUCUUUAUUAAGAAAUAACUUGUUUAUUUUCUUUUUAUUCCAUGUUAUUAAGGGAUACCUGUACGGUUAAUA
Messenger RNA from Xenopus laevis (African clawed frog), 857 nucleotides. RefSeq names its product methionine sulfoxide reductase B1 L homeolog (gene msrb1.L). Gene Ontology annotation, cellular component: cytoplasm; cytoskeleton; nucleus. Gene Ontology annotation, biological process: response to oxidative stress; protein repair. The record is from RefSeq and is marked reviewed. NCBI's taxonomy places the organism in Eukaryota, Metazoa, Chordata, Amphibia, Anura, Pipidae. Gene Ontology annotation, molecular function: peptide-methionine (R)-S-oxide reductase activity; L-methionine (R)-S-oxide reductase activity; zinc ion binding. The transcript has 4 exons.